Molecule: messenger RNA, 826 nt
Organism: Saccostrea cuccullata (small rock oyster)
Lineage: Eukaryota; Metazoa; Mollusca; Bivalvia; Ostreida; Ostreidae
Product: EMILIN-1-like
Exons: 2
Coding region: 60-782 (240 amino acids)
Molecular function (GO): protein binding
Source: RefSeq, a predicted model, not a curated record
UUAAUUUCCAAAAACAGGUCAACAUUUUAAAUACUUCUCUCACACUAAUCCAACAAAAUAUGUCUACUUCAGAGGACAUUAAAAGUUUGGAGGAUAUUUUAACGUUUGAAAUAGAGCAGACGAUCAGAGACAGUGAAGAAAAAAUGAUGAAGAACGUCUGUGCCAAAAUCACAGACCUGGAACUACGAGACAGAUAUUUAUCACUUUCUCUUUUGGAUGUACACAAUAACACAGCACGGCUAUCGUCAUCCCUUUCCAGUUUGGAGGCUCAGCAGAAGCAGAUGAAGAGUGAGAUCCAAACACUGACAAAUUCCCAACAGCAUGACAUUACCAAACUGAAUGAUACAAUUACUCAUCUUAAGAAUCGUGUUCAAUCAAGAGUAGCUUUCACAGCUGGAAUCCUAGAAGAGUAUGAUAAGCAUCAUACAUAUACAGGUACAGUUAAAUUUGCAAAAGUCAUAUACCAGGUGGGAGGAGGAUAUAACCCUACAACAGGAGUGUUUACUGCCCCGAAGGCUGGACUCUACCUUAUAUUCUGUACUAAUGUGGCAUACAACCAUGAAACCUUCUGGACACGAAUAAUGAUUAAUGGUUCUAGUAAGGCAGGAGUCAUGGCUUACGUUAGUGGAUCUGCUAAUGUCUUCCAAUCAGCCUCCAACCUUGUUGUCCAUCAGUUACAGGUGGGAGACAGAGUCUGGAUAGAAGUACAUGAAGGUAGUCAUCUGUACUCAGUUUUUCCAGAGACAACCUUUUCUGUCAUCAUGAUCAAUGGAUCAGAUUAAUACUACCUUGUUAUUGGUUUAACUUUCAUUGUUAUAUGAAUUUG